Molecule: messenger RNA, 1755 nt
Organism: Penicillium macrosclerotiorum
Lineage: Eukaryota; Fungi; Ascomycota; Eurotiomycetes; Eurotiales; Aspergillaceae
Product: GMC family oxidoreductase
Exons: 6
Coding region: 1-1755 (584 amino acids)
Molecular function (GO): oxidoreductase activity, acting on CH-OH group of donors; flavin adenine dinucleotide binding
Source: RefSeq, a predicted model, not a curated record
AUGGCUACAGGCAAGAUGAAUAUUAUAGUCCCCGACAUGGCCAAGGAGUUCGAUUUUAUUGUCGUGGGAGGUGGCACAGCUGGAAAUGUUGUAGCCGGUCGCCUGGCUGAGAAUUCAAAAGUAUCGGUUUUAGUCAUCGAAGCAGGUCGAGGAGAUCCAGAUAAAAUCCCCGAAGUUACUACUCCUGCCCGUGCCUUUGAAUGCCGAAAUGGGCCAGUGGAUUGGAAAUACAAAUCCACACUCAUUGAUCGUCCAGACUAUACACGUGUCGAGAAACCCAAUACCAGGGGUAAAGUUCUGGGUGGUAGUAGCUGUUUGAACUAUUACACAUGGGUACGAGGUAGUAAAGGAACCUACGAUGACUGGGAAGAUUUUGGUGGCAGUGAAUGGAAUUGGCGCGGGGUGAAGGACUAUUUCGACAAGCCUGCAACUUAUCACGACGAUGGAAAUAAUUACCCUCAUGUUCGAAACAUUGGUCUAGGAGGGCCUCUCAACGUUGAACACGCAGAUCUGGUGCCUGAACUACGGCCAUUCCGCGACGCACUGCUUCAGGCUUGGCAAAGCAAGGGUCUUGAAGUCAAUGAUAAUAUUUAUGAUGGAACUCAAACUGGAUUAACUCGCUGUAUCAACACCAUUUACAAGGGUGUUCGUUCAUCGAGUUGGUCAUUUCUUGUCGGGAAACCCAAUGUUCACAUUCUACCCUCCUCACACUGUGAACGGCUGAUUAUACAGGGUGACCAGGCUGUUGGAGUCGAUAUUCGUGAACCGAAUGGAAAAUGCAUCAAGGUCAAGGUCCGUAAGGAAGUAAUCAUCGCCGGUGGUGUAUUCGAAUCACCAAAGCUAUUGAUGCUGUCCGGUAUUGGACCUGAGAAGGAGCUAGCACAAUUCGGUAUCAAAGCCAUUUCCAGCUCACCUCAUGUCGGCAGAAAUCUUCUUGAUCAUCCUAUUCUUCCGCAUGUCUUCCGCUUGAAGAAUGGACUUGGCUUGGAUGAUCAUCUACUCCGCGUCGGUCCACAAAAGGCGGGCGCAAUCGCAGCCUAUAACCGUGAUCAUUCGGGACCUCUAGGAAGCGGCCUUCUAGAAAUCGUGGGCUUUCCCCGUAUUGAUGAGCGUCUUGCAAGAAUCAAGGAAUAUACAAAAGCGAAGCUGGAUAAUGGUGGUAAAGAUCCGUUUGGACCAGCAGGACAGCCUCACUUUCAAAUUGAUUUUGUGCCUAUGUUCUCGGAUGCUUUUCAAUGGCAUAUUCCUACUCCUCCAGAGGGAGGAUGGCUCACAGUCAUUGUUGACCUACUUCGGCCUAUUUCAAAGCCAGGUUGGGUCAAGUUGAAUUCCGCUGAUCCCUUGGAUGAUCCUUACAUCAAUACCAACUAUUUUAAUAAUCAUCUUGAUAUAGUUGCCAUACGGGAAGGCAUUCGAUUUGUGGAUGAUGUUCUUAUGAACGGUGAUGGCUUCAAAGACAUUAUUGGGGAAGAUUAUCCAUGGCCUAUGCCCCGCAAUUCCAAUGAAGCAAUGGACCAGAUGAUCCUCGAGCGUUCACAGACCGGAUUUCACCCUUGCGGGACUUGCCGUCUUUCAAGGAAUAUUGGGCAAGGAGUGGUCAACGAACAGCUGAAGGUGCAUGGUUUCAAAAACAUCCGAGUAAUCGAUGCUUCUGUGUUUCCUGUCAUUCCCGACUGCCGCAUUCAGAAUCCUGUGUAUAUGGUUGGUGAAAAGGGUGCGGAUCUGAUUAAAAGGGACCACAAAGAUAUCUAUUAA